Molecule: messenger RNA, 675 nt
Organism: Ramularia collo-cygni
Lineage: Eukaryota; Fungi; Ascomycota; Dothideomycetes; Mycosphaerellales; Mycosphaerellaceae
Product: probable Endo-1,4-beta-xylanase B
Exons: 2
Coding region: 1-675 (224 amino acids)
Biological process (GO): xylan catabolic process
Molecular function (GO): hydrolase activity, hydrolyzing O-glycosyl compounds
Source: RefSeq, a predicted model, not a curated record
AUGUUGUUCAAAGCCCUCCUUGUUUGCGCUACAGCUCUUGGAGCCAUUGCUGCCCCUGCCACCAACUCCAUCUCCCAGAGAGACCCCAACACUCACCUUGAAACUCGUGCCACUCAACCUGGCACAGGCACCAACAACGGCUUCUGGUACUCCUACUGGACCGAUGGUGGCGGACAAAUCACCUACGACAACGGAGCCGCGGGCUCUUACUCCACCAAAUGGACCAACGUGGGCAACUUCGUCGCUGGCAAGGGUUGGGCCAAGGGAAGUGCUCGCGUGAUCAAGUACUCUGGAUCUUUCCAGACUGCUGGUAACGGCUACCUUUCCAUCUACGGCUGGGCCAAAGACCCUCUGGUCGAGUACUACAUCGUCGAGACGUUCGGAACGUACAACCCUUCUUCUGGUUCCAAGUCUAUUGGUUCCGUGACGACUGACGGGAGCGUGUAUGACAUUUACGAGACGACUCGAACCAAUGCUCCAUCGAUUAUCGGCACUGCCACUUUCAAGCAAUACUGGAGCGUGAGACGCAACAAGCGUGUUGGAGGCACUGUGACCAUGGCCAACCACUUUGAUGCUUGGAAGAAGGCGGGUUUGGUUCUCGGCACGAUGGACUACCUGAUCGUUGCUACUGAGGGUUACCAGUCCAGCGGAUCGUCGAGCAUUACUGUUUCGUAG